Messenger RNA from Pseudoliparis swirei, 3277 nucleotides. RefSeq lists its product as uncharacterized. NCBI's taxonomy places the organism in Eukaryota, Metazoa, Chordata, Actinopteri, Perciformes, Liparidae. The transcript has 2 exons. The coding region runs from base 1577 to 2503 and encodes 308 amino acids. The record is from RefSeq and is a predicted model, not a curated record.
GGCGUGGACGCUGUGCGAGAUGAACUGGUGUUUGAAUGAAGUGGUUUUGGUACGCGUGCGCAGACGUGCCGUCGGAGUGGCCUCUCAGGACCCGGAUGACUCGCUAUGAAGUGCGCAUGUCCAUCGCUUAGCCUCCGCGUCACGUCCUUUUGAUGUAGCGCUCAUGUUUUACGGACUAAACACGGAGGACUUUGCUGUAAAAUGCCACACCUGUUCGGGAGGCUGUAGUUCAGACGCCGAGGACAAAGUAGGUGGCCCUGCUGAUGCCUGUUCAAUAUGCUACGAGCUUCAGUCAACACUUGACAACACGCUCUUGUUGUCGGUCUGGUUUCAUGUCAUACGUCGUUAUCUGACGUCCAGUCGAUGUGAGACCAGUCUCCUCUUCAUACAGUGUGUCAUGAAACAUGCAGCCCGUGGUUUACAGCCAGCUCGCCCACUGCUGUGGGAAACUGUGAUGUUUUAUAAGUAUAAGUAUAACGAGACAUCCUGUGUGUAUAUAUAUAUAUAUAUAUUCAAAAACCCUGGGUGUUGAACCGAAGAAAAUGUCCGGUGUCGAAAAGUUAUAAUAAAGCGUAUUUAAUAAAAAGUAUUACCAAGAGUCGAUAAUAACUAAUAACUGUUCCGAUACAGAGUAUAGACUCUCGGCCGAGGACUUCUAAGGCUUCUUAAUCCACAGACCACUCCUGGCUCUUCCACCUGCAGUUAACUGUCUCUCUCCACCUGAAGCAUCUCAGCUUCUUCUUCUUCUUCUUCAAAUUUGAAUGGCGGAUCGCAACCAACUUGCCGAAGUGCAACUCGCCACCUACUGUACCGGAGUGUGCAGAUUCAUGUAUAACUGUACUAAUUAACUACUCAAAAACAAAAUAAACCAAUAAAACAAAACAAAAUACUAAUUAACUGACCAACUACUGACCAUGCCAACAGACCUACUCGCCACUAAAUCCUGCGGCCUAGCCCCGUAUCUUUGGAAAAUCGCAGCAAAGCCCUGUAGCACUCAUGCCCAUCCUGGUCCGCUGCCAGCACUCACUCCACCUCCGUCCCCGCUGACACAUUUUUUCCUUCAACCAUUUUCUUUCAGAGCUGUAUUUCACACACUUCAUGAUAACAUGCUCCACAUCCUCAGUCUCGUUACAAAAGUUACAUUUAGCUGUUCCCACUUUUGCCAUUAAGAACAGAGUUGCAUUCAGCCCUGUGUGCCCGAAUCUUAACCUUGAUAUGAUGACCUCCUCUCUCCGACACUUCCCUUUGAAUAACUUUACAUUCAUGGAUUUUUGUAUAUUGUGAUAGUGCCUUCCUUUGUCGUUGUUGUCCCACUUCCUCUGCCAUAAUUCCCUCACUGCCUCUCUAUAACUGCUUUUGCUUCCCCUUUCCCAAACGGAAUACUCAGUAUUUCCUCCUUCCUGAGUUUAAGCGCAUUCUUAGCGAUCCUGUCCGCUCUCUCAUUUCCCUCAACACCCAUGUGGAAUGGAGGGCAGAGGAAGCAGUUCAAGAGGCAGAUGCAAGGCUGCAUCACAGAAGCCUGGUGGGAGUGGUCACACGAGGUCGAGCAGGGCUAGGAUCCUUUCCAACUCCCCAAAUGAACACCAGGGGGAAGGAAGGGCGUCGACUUGUUCAGGAGGAGGUGGGAGCAGCAGUGGAGGAGACGAGAACCUGCAAGGCAGUGGGAAUGAAGCAACAGGGAGCUUGGACGAGGUGGGAGAAUGCGGUUGAAAGGAAAGUGACCUGGGCUGAGCUUUGGAAAGCCGAGCCUCACCGCAUCAAAUUCCUCAUCCAGGCAGUGUAUGACGUGCUUCCAAGCCCGUCAAAUCUGCACAUAUGGGGCAUAGCAGAGACACCAGCAUGCCCACUGUGUUCCAAGCGAGGAACCCUGGAACACAUCCUCAGCUGCUGUACAAGGGCACUAGGAGAUGGUCGGUACAGGUGGAGGCAUGACCAAGUCCUCAAGACCAUUGCUGAAGCUAUCAGCGCAGGACUGGCGUGGGCAAAGCAGUUCCGACCCUCCAAGAAAACCAUCGCCUUUGUCAGAGCUGGGGACGAGCCAACUGCUGCCAGAAGAACAUCAUCUGCAGGCAUCCUGACGUCUGCAAGAGACGGGCAGUUGUUGGUGGACCUUGAACAUCAGCUGAAGUUCCCCAGCCAUAUUGCAGUCACCACCCUGCAACCAGACAUCGUCCUUGUGUCUGAGUCCACCAAGCAAGCAGUGCUGCUGGAGCCGACAGUCCCGUGGGAAGAUCGUUUGGAAGAAGCCUUUGAGAGGAAGCUCUCCAAGGACGCAGGACUGGUCAGUGACUGCCAGCAGGCUGGCUGGAGAGCAAGCUGUCUCCCUGUGGAGGUUGGAUGCAGAGGAUUUGCAGCCCGUUCCUUGGCCAGAGCCUUCAGUAGUUUAGGCAUCGAGGGUGAGAGAAAGAGGAGAGCCAUCCGCAGUACCAGUAUGCGGCAGAGAGAGCCUCAAGAUGGCUGUGACUCAAAAGAGGGGAGCCAUGGAGUCAUGGUAGCUAGCUAGCCAUCUGGACACUAGCUGGGGUCUGAUCAGCCCCGGCUGGGUCACCUGGAGGAGGCGUAUGAUGUUGAAAGACCCGAAACGUCCAAUGAUUCCAGGAACAUCACUGAAGAUGUGUCCAGAUUAGGCAUCAGUAGAUGUAUGUACACAGAGCAGGAACCCAGCAAAAAUACACACUCGUCCCCAGCCUUUGGAUUCAUUGAUAUCUCCAUCACUAAAUCCUCCCGUACAGAGCGUUUGGUCCUAAUGCUGUUCAACGCUGCAGCAGAGUCUGAACAGAUGACUACUCUCCAGGGUUUUUCCUGGGUCAAAAUGGGUCUUAGGUGCUCCCAAAAAAAUGUUUGGCGCGCUGUGCGCGCCAUAUCUAUUCGUGCACGUCAGGCUGUUGAGUGAUCAGCAGCUGGCCGCUCUGUCCAUUCGCGCACCUCACAGUUGCGUAUUGAUCAGACAAGAAGACACGCUUAUCAACUCCAAUGUCCCCCCCCCCCCCCCAACAACUCUUCUCGGCUCGCGGAGCCAGAGCUCCGAUGCCGGCGCGCGCCUCGCUCAGCCGUGAUGCGCGCACACAGGCUCUGGUGGAGGUGGGGACAGGAGGAGUUGAUGAGCUACACCUGGGCCGGGUGGAGCGCGGACCAUAAAACCCUCGUCGCCAUUGAGAAGGCUCUCGCUCACACACGCACCCAUACACGCCUACACCACUGACUACUGACAAGGAACUUUAUAUUUAUUCCGUUUAUUGAGUGUUUUUGUAAAUAAACCUCGAUACGGUUGCCUUUA